Messenger RNA from Sus scrofa (pig), 2533 nucleotides. It is a transcript of the gene ABHD6, whose product is annotated as abhydrolase domain containing 6, acylglycerol lipase. Lineage: Eukaryota; Metazoa; Chordata; Mammalia; Artiodactyla; Suidae. Gene Ontology annotation, biological process: acylglycerol catabolic process. Gene Ontology annotation, molecular function: monoacylglycerol lipase activity. The record is from RefSeq and is a predicted model, not a curated record. Gene Ontology annotation, cellular component: membrane; AMPA glutamate receptor complex.
CCACUGGCCUCUACACUGCCCUGAGUUUAUUUAUAGCCUUUCUCUUGUUACUCCUGUAAGUGAAGACUUGUCUCCACUUCUAUGGAAGAUUCUAAAGCUGCAUGUUAUAAAGUUGGCCUUUUCAGGCUUGUACAUUGAGAAACAGGACCAAGGAGCAGAGAAUUCUCACAGCUGCUGACUGAAAUUGGAAGCAGACUCCUCUGGAAGCAGACGUCAGUGGAAGUGGUUUCCAUGGAGACCCAAUUACAUCCAGCCAAGCUGUGAUCACAUGUAGCCUCAGUGAUGGGAAGCUGCCAUCAUUAAAUAAGUCCCUGCAGGUGUCAGCCAGCUCCCAAGAGCAGAAUGGAUCUUGACGUGGUUAACAUGUUUGUGAUCGCGGGUGGGACGCUGGCCAUCCCGAUCCUGGCAUUUGUAGCCUCAUUUCUCCUGUGGCCUUCAGCGCUGAUAAGAAUCUAUUACUGGUACUGGCGGAGGGCGCUGGGCAUGCAGGUCCGCUAUGUUCACCACGAGGACUAUCAGUUCUGCUACUCCUUCCGAGGCAGGCCUGGGCACAAGCCUUCCAUCCUCAUGCUCCACGGAUUCUCUGCGCACAAGGACAUGUGGCUUAGCGUGGUCAAGUUCCUUCCAAAGAACCUGCACUUGAUCUGCGUGGACAUGCCAGGACAUGAGGGCACCACCCGUUCCUCCCUGGAUGACCUGUCCAUAGAUGGGCAAGUCAAGAGGAUACACCAGUUUGUAGAAUGCCUCAAGCUGAACAGAAAACCCUUCCACCUGAUAGGCACUUCCAUGGGUGGCCACGUGGCUGGGGUGUAUGCCGCUUACUACCCAUCGGAUCUCUGCAGCCUGUCUCUUGUGUGCCCUGCUGGUCUGCAAUACUCAACUGAUAAUCACUUUGUAAAGCAGCUGAAAGAACUGCAGGAGUCCGCUGCCAUAGAAAAGAUUCCCUUGAUCCCGUCCACCCCCGAAGAGAUGAGUGAAAUGCUCCAGCUCUGCUCCUAUGCCCGUAUCAAGGUGCCCCAGCAGAUCCUGCAAGGCCUGGUCGAUGUCCGCAUCCCUCAUAACAACUUCUACCGAAAGCUGUUUUUGGAAAUGGUCAGUGAGAAGUCAAGAUACUGUCUCCAUCAGAACAUGGACAAGAUCAAGGUCCCAACGCAGAUCAUCUGGGGGAAAGAAGAUCAGAUACUCGAUGUAUCUGGGGCAGACAUGUUGGCUAAGUCAAUCACCAACUGCCAUGUGGACCUCCUGGAAAACUGUGGGCACUCAGUGGUGAUGGAGAGACCCAGGAAGACAGCCAAGCUCGUGAUUGACUUCUUAACUUCCGUGCACAACACAGACAACAACAAGAAGCUGGACUAAGGCCUCAAUGGCAGCCUGCAUUCCACACCUGGCAUCCACUCCCAUCUCCAAAAUCUGACACGGCCACUAUGUCUCAGGGAUCCUGCCCCAAAUGUGGUGGGAGCGCCGGUGUCCCUGAGGAAGCCAGCCCCCCAGCCCCAGUCUCUACGGAUCCACAGAGCUUCAAGGGCCACCAGGAAACCGCCAAUAUGUUUUUUGCAAAAUGCAAAUUCAUGUGGAACAAAGUAAGAAAACCAUCCAUGAAAUCUCCCCAGAAGUUUUCAAGUUCAUGUCACAAAGCACUCACCUUGGACCAUGACCACCAAGGACAUUUUCUUUAAGAUGUUCUCACAAACUGAGGUAUUUCUUUUACUUUAGACAUUCUCCCCUGCAUGGUCAGUGGCUGUUUUAGGAGCAUCAGUCCCCAUUCACCAAGCCCCUCUUUUUUAUGUCUAAUAUAAGUUUUAUGUAGAGUCUCAUAUUGUGAAUACAGCCCAUCAGCUGCAAGACCGGGGAGGAGUGUGGCAGGCUGUAGAAAAUGCAUACAUGUGUCCCACCUCAGCCAGCCCUCGGAGCAUCAAAGAGCACAGACGGGGAUUUGAUUGGCACCCUCGUGUCAGGCAUGUCAUGGGCAAACCUGAAACAGCUACAGUACAAAUUGCACCUGACAGGGUAGGUUUUCUGGGAAUAAUUUAUUAUUUUAAAAAAUAGGACUAAUAGAGCAGUAACGAUCUAGACAUCUAUCUAAAUAAUCAGAUUUGGGUUCUGCUCACAAGCACCUCUUUUCUAUUUUGCUAUGCUACCUAAAACCCUUGGAUGUGAAGUACUAGCCGUUAAUGAAUUCCAUGAAUUCUGUGAACAAUAAUGUGAUUGAAAAUAAGUCUAAAUAGCUCUAAAAGUGACAACAAUGACAUGAAACAAAUUUAAUAAAUCUAGAUCAGCAACAUGCAAGUGGUGUCUCUUUCUAAGAUCUUUCUGUUAACUUUAAAAUGUGUUUUUUAAAAUAAGGCUUAUUCUACAGGCAUUGGAAGAACAAUGUUUGCAUAAGUUUGCAUAAGUUAUUAGUUUUAUUUUUGGAAACCAUGUUUGCAGUUUUUAUUCAAUUGAGGUUAUAUAGGAACCCAAACUCCCCAGAAGAUUCAUUCUUUCAAACCUUUUUACAGAGACUUCUGCCACAUGGUUCUGAAAAUAAAUUGAA